Molecule: messenger RNA, 824 nt
Organism: Labeo rohita (rohu)
Lineage: Eukaryota; Metazoa; Chordata; Actinopteri; Cypriniformes; Cyprinidae
Exons: 3
Coding region: 150-809 (219 amino acids)
Source: RefSeq, a predicted model, not a curated record
AACUCCCGCACCCCAGUUUGGGAACCACUGCACUAAACACUCAUGAACGCCCAUUUGGUUCAGUGUCGUUUUCCUUUAGACUCGGGCGUGAAACGCAUUCCACGUAAAAAUACAGAAGAAAGGUGAAAAAAGCUGUGCUUUGUCUUAAGAUGUUACUUCUAAGAUACUCGACGGCUGUCAUCUGUGCCGUGUUCAUCGCCACAGGAGCUGUUUCAGGUGAAAAAAAGAUAAAAGCAGUGGGUGAUACAGUGUCUUUUCGUCUAACCAACAUAAAUCCUCCGGUCACCAGCAUUAUAUGGAAACACAGAAGCAGCAGUGGAGUUGUUGUCAAGGCGAUUGAAUGGGAUGAUGAUGGUUUAAACAUCCCCAGUUCAAGAUUCAAAAACAUCACAACUCUUGAUGAGAAAACUGGACAAAUCACUAUAACUAAAUUAACUGUUGAACAUAGUGGAGUUUAUACCAUUGACAUCAACAGUAAAGAGCAGGAACAAAGAUUCAUCUUGGAAGUUUCAGCGCCGGUCCCCAAACCUGUGAUACAAAUACGUAGGAGUAAUAAAAACCCUAAUGCUGUGGAUUUAAUAUGCAAAUACAUACAUGGAACAAUCAUCUGGAAGAAUUCUGCUGGAAAAAUACUGAAGGACUCAAAUCACGAUCCAAAAGGAGAGUUCAUCACAGUCGAAAACAAAAGAAAUCCAAACAACUACUACACCUGCACAGUCAAGAAUGCCGUGAGUGAGAAGACCAGUGAUCCGGUCUAUGAGAGAGAUCUGUUUAAAGGUAAGGCAGCAGUUUACUUCAUUAUUUACUAAUGAGGAAAUCACUAU